AUGCUCUCUUCUAAACUUAUCCUCACCGCCUUCCUUUUCUCUACAGCCUCGAUCGCCCAAUUACCAAGCCUCAAGAUUCCAAACACAAAAGUUGCUACCAGUCCCCCAUCCUGCGCUAAUAAGAACGCCGAUAAUGCCACAAAGUUGGACCUUCCACCGUUUAUUGAUGCUUCAAACUCCGAACCCAAUGCAGCUUCCAAACCCGGCUCGCAGCCGUUAAGUAACCAAUACGGCGGCGGUGAGGCUCGGGUGGCUCAUAUGAAUUAA
This is a messenger RNA of Orbilia oligospora ATCC 24927, 267 nucleotides long. RefSeq lists its product as uncharacterized. Bases 1 to 267 code for a protein of 88 amino acids. The record is from RefSeq and is a predicted model, not a curated record. NCBI's taxonomy places the organism in Eukaryota, Fungi, Ascomycota, Orbiliomycetes, Orbiliales, Orbiliaceae. The transcript has a single exon.